GUCGUGUCUUUGGGUAUAGACAAGUAGAUACACACAGUCAGUAUACGUCGCCGGUGAGCUGGAGCUUCUUCUCUUCGCUUAUUCAUCGCAGCCAGUCUAGUAUGCCUCGUCGAUAGAGCUAGCCCAGACACAGCACCUGCAAGGAGAAUUUCGGAAAGAGAAGAGACACUCGGGAAGUCCGUGUGUCAGUGCAUGUCAACGUCGGGCCCAACCUGCAGUGGGCCCCCUCCGACUCUCCUGCGCCAACAUGGCAGCUGCGCUGACCCUCGAGCAGGAGCAAGCAACUAAGGAAUUUAUAGAGACAGUGAACAAAUGUCGAGCUGGUCGUCGAGCUGGACCUGUAUCCUGGAGCACGGCUGUCAAAUUUCUGUCUGCAAGAAAAUUCGAGGUCGUGCGAGCCCUGGCUCUGUACGAGCAGCAUGAAGCCACUAGAAGGAGAGAAGGAUUAGCCCUGAUGCAGCCCACCAGAGAGCCACUGCUCAGCGAGCUGCGUACAGGAAAAUUCACAGUGCUGCCUUCCAGAGAUGCAAGCGGAGCAGCCAUAGCCAUAUUCACGGCUCACCUUCACCUGCCCCAGAACACAACACAUCAGACAACACUGCAGGGGGUGGUUUACCAGCUGGACGCCGCCCUGGAGAGCAAGGAGACGCAGAAGCACGGGCUCGUCUUCAUCUACGACAUGUCCGACAGCAAGUACCAGAACUUCGACUACGAUUUGUCGCAAAAGAUCCUGACCCUGUUGAAGGGAGGCUACCCGGCGAAGCUCAAGAAGGUCCUGAUAGUGACGGCCCCGCUGUGGUUCAAGGCACCCUUCAAGAUCCUGCGGUUGUUCGUGCGUGAGAAGCUGCGCGAGCGCGUCUUCACCGUCUCCAUACCUCAGCUGAGCCAACACAUCCCGCGAGAGUCGCUGCCCAGGCGGCUGGCCGGCAGUUUGGAGGUGCACCAUGAGGCCUGGCUGCUGCACUGCCUCAAGUCCAUGACGAACCGGGCCGGGCCCGAGCUCUGCGAGGUCGGGCCCAACUCGCUGAGCGGUGCCGAGCUUACUAACGGCCUGGGCCUAGCCAAGGAGGCGUCGGAAUCGGCGGCUGGAGGAGGCGGUAGCAGCAGCGCUGGCAGCAGCAGCCCGACUAGUCCUCUGCCAGAACCGGCUAGGACGGUCGCGAAGAACGGCAGCGUCGCCGAGACGGAGCUCAGUAGCAGUAGCAACGGCCUCAGCGGCGACGAGGCGCCUUCGCCCCUACAGCCGCCGUCAUCCGCUAGUUCUGGCUUCAGCGACGAUGACAGUCUCCACGGUGACCUGGGUCUCCAGGCUGUCAGUAUGGAGCAGCUCAUCGAGACGAUACACGCCAGGGGACGAGCUGCCCUCGUCGCCGAGUACAUGGAAAUCAAGCAGCGUCCACCGGAAGGCUCUUUCAAUAACGCCAAGUUGAAAACGAAUGUGUCUAAGAAUAGGUACACCGACGUCUUGUGCUACGACCACAGUAGGGUUUGUCUCUCCCAACUGGAGAACGAUCCCAGCUCAGACUACAUCAAUGCCAACUUCGUUGAUGGUUACAAGCAGAAGAACGCCUUCAUUAGCACACAGGGUCCACUACCCAAGACUUGUCCUGACUUCUGGAGGAUGGUCUGGGAACAACAGACCCUCGUCAUAGUCAUGACUACUAGGGUGGUCGAACGCGGCCGAACUAAAUGCGCCCAGUACUGGGGACCGGAACCCGGUGACCAAGUCACAGCGGGUAACUUCACCAUCACGAGUCUCGAGGUUGACACAAAUCCCGACUACACGAUAACCAAGCUUCUUCUCACGAAUAAUAAGACUGAAGAGACUAGAGAGGUUUGCCACAUGCUCUACACAGCCUGGCCCGAUUACGGCGUGCCCCAGUCGGCCAAAGCUCUGCUCCAAUUCCUCUCCCUGGUGCGACAGCAACAGAACAAGCUGCUGGCCAGCCGAGGCGAUACGUGGGCCGGCCAUCUUAGAGGGCCGCCAAUCGUCGUUCACUGCAGUGCUGGCAUCGGUAGGACAGGAACCUUCUGCACCCUUGACAUCUGCAUUUCGCGGCUCGAGGACACAGGCACGGUGGACAUCAGAGGUACGGUCGAGCGGAUACGAGCACAGCGGGCCUUCAGCAUUCAAAUGCCGGACCAGUACGUGUUCUGUCAUCGCGCGCUUGCCGAGUACGCGCUCUCUCGGGGUAUGCUCAGUCCCCAGCAUCUUGCCAUGUUACCGCCGACCAUCGAGGAGGACUCCGACUAGAUUACCAAUUUUAUAUAUAUAUAUACUUCAAGCACGCCCAUCAUCUAAUUAACCUUAGCCCAAUACCAUUCGCACAACUCUAUUUCUCUCUAUCGUCAUUUUCUCAUCCGUUCGUUUGUUCAUUCAUUAACUCAUUUACUAUUCUAUCAUUUUAGCCGUACUCUAGAUAGCCAAUUCUUAUACAUUGUAUAACGACGAUAUGAUGACAAAUUUUUCUAGAGUCUACGACUGUGUUCAAAAGAAGAAAUUACGAGUAUUAAUUUGAAAGAAUUAAAAAAUCUUCCAAUCGUGAUAUAUCGCGGAAUUUUCAGUAUUUCAUUUACAAAAAAAGCCUUUUGCUACUAAAACAAAGAAUUGAUAUAAUGCAACAUGGAAUACAUGUGUAGCUCGAGUACCUUCUCUUAUUUCUUGCGACUGAAUGAGAAAGCAAACAAGUACACAGAAAUUUGGCUUCUGAAUAAUCCGAUUACGUGAAAUGUUAUCAAGUUGUGCGAACACCCUCUGCGGUCGGACAUGCACAUUAUUUCAGUUAUAUUGAGAACCCCGAGGAAUUUAGUUUUUUCCGCGUAACCAACUAUUGAAUAUACAAUCAAUUUUCUAUAAACCAAUUCCCGUAAAUCUCGUUAGGUGAUCGAUAUAGGCAUUUCAUAUGAAUGACCAAAGAUUAUAUUAGACAAUUUUUCAGGAUUCAAGCUUGUCUGCGUCACAAUGUUUCAAUUUUCAAUCGUGGUUCCUUGUGCAAUCUAGUAUUUUGAUAAAUGUCUUUAGACAAAUAAUUAACGAUUACCUAAGAUGUACAUGAAAGUUUGAACAAAAAACCAAAACUCGGCAUUUGUUGGAGUAACUCGGAGAAACUUGAAUGUCAUUUUGUAUAAGCAAAUUUUGCAUUGUAGACAACCUUCUCUGGAUUUGCAAGCAAAGUAUGCUGAAACGAUUGACGAAAAACAAUCUUUAUGAUAACUUUACGAUAGACUUUGUGAUAAUAUUCAACAGUCAAGUUCUUCCAAACUGAUUGAUUUUUCACUUAGUGCUUGAUGAAUAUUUCAAAUUUUCAAUUUUUCAAAGUUCUGGCGGAUUUUGUAAUAAGAGCAUUUCGACGAAAGAAAAUAAAACUAGCAUUUUCAUCGAAAGGUAACAAAUUGAUUCGUUAGUUGUUAAGCUAAAAAAAUGUAGUUAUUAAGUGUGUGCGAAUGUGAGUGUGUGCACGUGCCAAGCGCACACCCGAUUCCAUCAUUCGAAUAAUAUUCCUCUUUUAUUAUCAUUAUUUAAUAAGUCAUUUUCUCGGUAGGUCAAUUUGGUUUCGUAACGCACCGAUUAUUACUUUUCUAUUUCUGCUUGUAUUAGUGUAUAUGUGUAAGUGUGUACACCCGCGUGCUACGUAUUUGAAGAAAGUCCAAUCUAUAAGCAUCUGCUCAUAUGGGAUUUGGUAUUCUUGGCGUCUCAUUUCCGAGCGCUUGUUUCCUACCAAGCAUACUUACUUGGUAAACUGACGGUACCAUACUUUCGCAACGAUAAUAACUUGAACUAAAACUGUAAGUGCUACAGAGUCCGAUCCUCAACAUACUAAAAGAAAUAUAAAAUGAGUUAUCUUCUGCUAAAAAAAAAACACACGAUUAUACAAAAAAAAAAAAUUGAUCAAUCUCGAUCCAUUGAAUGUACAUUCGUCCUUGAUCCUGAAGUAAAAUAUGCAAUUCUGGUAUUGCUAAAAUAUAUGAUAGAUUGAAUUCAUCAAUAUGAAAACUGUACAUAAAUUUUUAAAAUCUAUUCAGACGCUCCAAGUUUCAUAUUAUAUUAAAGCUCUAUUACUUGGAUCUGUUCUAAAAAUAUUUGUGCUUUCUUUGAUUUUCGUAUAAAAUAGCCCGCUGUUUGUUGAUCAUGUAUAAAAAAAACCACGCACUGUGAGUGGGUGUAAGAGUGUAAAUUUACAGAAGAAAUAAAUAAUAUAUGUAGGUACAUAA
Messenger RNA from Nasonia vitripennis (jewel wasp), 4212 nucleotides. It is a transcript of the gene Ptpmeg2, whose product is annotated as tyrosine-protein phosphatase non-receptor type 9. NCBI's taxonomy places the organism in Eukaryota, Metazoa, Arthropoda, Insecta, Hymenoptera, Pteromalidae. Gene Ontology annotation, molecular function: protein tyrosine phosphatase activity. The coding region runs from base 248 to 2254 and encodes 668 amino acids. The record is from RefSeq and is a predicted model, not a curated record. The transcript has 10 exons. Gene Ontology annotation, biological process: protein dephosphorylation.